UUAGUGAUCGCAAUGCAACGUCUCCUGGUUCUCUGUCUGUUGCUUGGCACCACUCACCACUUAAUUAAUAUCCACGCCCAAAAAAUCAACGAAACCGUCGACUUUGCUAAGUUGGCCAAAAUACUAAAAAAGCCUGCUUUCCAGACGCGUGUCAUUGGUGGUCAUGUGACGACUAUUGAAAAGUUGGGUGGAUACCUAGUAGCAAUGAAAUAUUUAAAUUCUUUUAUAUGCGGCGGAGCUUUAAUUCGGGAUGUAAUUGUCCUAACGGCAGCCCAUUGCUUCGAGAACCGGAAUACUAAGGAAAAUUGGAGCAUACAUGGUGGCAUCUCGAGACUCAGCGAGUAUAGAGUUCUUCGUUUUAUUAAGAAAAUCAUUAAGUCUGCAGAUUUUCAAAUGCAUACCAUGAACAUGGACGUGGCUGUUGUUCUGCUGAAUAGACCCAUGUUUGGAAAAAAUAUUGGUACUUUAUCCUUGUGCAGUACGCCAUUGACUCCUGGAAGGACCCUGGUCGUUGCCGGCUGGGGCAUGACGCAUGCGGAUGAUAAAGAUCCGGAAAAUUUGUUGCGAACGGUUUCGGUGCCCGUGAUUGAAAAGAAUUACUGCCGAGAGGUCUAUAAACAUGCAGCCGAAAUAACAGACAGCAUGUUCUGCGCAUCAGUCUUGGGAAAAAAGGAUGCCUGCACUUAUGAUUCAGGAGGUCCACUAGUUUACAAGAAAGAAGUCUGCGGCAUUGUGUCUUUUGGUAUUGGUUGUGCCAGUAAGAAGUAUCCUGGUGUCUAUACGGAUGUAAAUUAUGUAAAGCCGUUUAUUGAAAAAGGCAUUAGUGCAUUGCUGUCACGUCGUACUAGACCCAGACGAGGUUGA
Drosophila eugracilis is the source of this 864-nucleotide messenger RNA. RefSeq names its product seminase. NCBI's taxonomy places the organism in Eukaryota, Metazoa, Arthropoda, Insecta, Diptera, Drosophilidae. Gene Ontology annotation, molecular function: serine-type endopeptidase activity. The transcript is spliced from 2 exons. Gene Ontology annotation, biological process: proteolysis. The record is from RefSeq and is a predicted model, not a curated record. Bases 13 to 864 code for a protein of 283 amino acids.